This is a messenger RNA of Closterium sp. NIES-67, 702 nucleotides long. Lineage: Eukaryota; Viridiplantae; Streptophyta; Zygnematophyceae; Desmidiales; Closteriaceae. The record is from the annotation of a GenBank genome assembly.
CGCGAAUUGGCGGGUCCCGAUGGUGCCGGAGUUGCAAGCAUGGGCCGUGGGCACGGCCGUGGAAGGGGCAGAGGGCGAGGAGGAAGAUUUGGCAGCAGCUACUUCAAUGGAGGCCGUGGUAAUGGAGGAUAUGGCAGCAACAACAACAACAAUGGCUACGGGCGUGGGCGCGGUCGAUUUGAUGGUGAAUGCCACUUUUGCCACAAGACCGGCCACAUUGCUCGCGGGAACCAACCGGACUUACCGCAAAGCCAUGAGAGCAUUCAAGUCCCUGCAGUAGAGGAGGAAGGAAGGGGGAGAAGGAGGACUCAGCCCCCCAAUAGGUUGAGCUAUGAACGGCUUGGAGGACCAGCCAACUCAACCUUGACCGGUAGCAGCUGGAGAGAGGGUGGCCAAGUACCUUGGCCAAACAGCAACUGUUGGACUGCAAUACUCCGCCGCGGCACAAAGGCGUCAAAAGGGUGCGGAUGGAGUCGAACCCGGGAGGCUCUUUCUCACCGCCUUCUCUGAUGCAUCUUGGGCAUCAGAACCAGAGGAUAUGACAAGUGUGGGAGGCUUCAUCUGCUGUGUUGGUGGAGGUCCAACAGCUUGGGAGAGCAAGAAACAAGUGGACCAAGCAUUGAGCUCGGUGGAGUCCGAGUACAUGGCACUCUUCCGUGCCAUAAGAGAGGUUGUGUGGCAGCGGCGUUUGCUAGCUGAAUC